GUGCGCCGCCGCCGGGGCUGGUGCAGAACGCCGUCAUAAACGGUGUGGGCCCCGGCGGCACUGCCACCACGGCGACCAAGCCCAAGCCAAAACCCAAGCCGGACCCGGUCGCCCUGCAGCACGCAACGCAGAUGCUGCUGGCGCAGCAGCAGGCGGCACUGGUGGCGGCGGCUGCGGCUAACGGUGGUAACAUGGCGGCGUUUCCCAGCAUAGCAGCUGCGGCGGCGGCAGGCAUGAUGCAGGUGCACCAGGGGCACAUGGCGGCGGCAGCCAUGGCGCCGCACGGCGUGUAUGCGCUGACGGCGGGGCAGCAGGGCGCAGGGGGCGGCGGGCAGCCGGGGAGCGCGACAGCGGGAGGCGGGCAGUCCAUGUUCCCCACACAUGGCACGACGACCAUCAUGACACCCAUGGGGCCGAUGCAAGUGGCGACGCAGCCAGGCGGUGGGCCGGGCGCCGGCGGGCAGGGCAUGAUGGUUGGCGGCGGUGGGAUGCAGGGCGGGCUGACGCCGAUGCAGAUGCAGGCGAUGGGCAUGCAGGGCACUGGGGCCGGCGGCAUGGGUGCUGUGGGCCUGCACCCACUGCUGGCGGCCGGUGGCGGCUACAACAUCCAGCAGGCGCUGCAGCAGCACAUGCAGCAGCAACAGCAGGGCAUGCAGCAGCAGCAACAGCAGCAGCAGCAGCCGGGCGCGCCAUUGCUUGGGUCUAUGCAAAACCUGCAGGCCCUGCAGCAGCAACAGCAGCAGCAGGAGGCGCUGCAACAACAGCAACAGCUCCUGCAGCAGCAGCAGCAGCAACACCACCACCAGUUCCAGCACCACCAGCAGCAGCACCAGCAACAGCAACAGCAGUCGCAGCAGCAGGUUGCCGGCAGCAGCCCGGGCGUUAGUUGGCUCACCCACGCCAUGGGUGGCGGCGGGGGCGGCGGGGGCGGCGGGAUGCACAUGGGUGUCAUGCCGCCCGGGACCGGCUGCGGCUCGGCAGCCACCGCAAUGGACAUUGGGCCGCGGGUGUCGGCGGGCGACGCGCCGUCGCCCUUCAGUGGCCUCGGCUUGUCGCCGGGGAUCACGGAUUCCGGCAUUCCCGACAUCCCGGAGGACUUCAUCGCCAACCUCAACGGCGCCGGCGCAGGGCCUGGCGCGGGCGGCGGCAUGGCGCCCAUGACUGCAUCCAUGUUCAAGACCAAUGCCGCCAACAGCGAGCUGCUUGGGCUGUUUGAUGACGAACUGGCCGGCAUCAGCGCGCGAUGAGUGGCCGAGGCACAGCUAAGGAGCGCUGUGCAGAGAGGCUGUGAGAGGGAUGGCAUGGCGGGAGGAGCAAGGGGCGGGUACGCUUGCGCGGCUAUGACACCCGAAGGCAAUGGGCGGCGGCACCUGUGCGCUCACGGGCGCAUCGUGUGUCCCGGACAAUGGGAAGAGUGGAAGAGAGGAGAGUCAGAGAGGCGCAGGCGCCCGCAGCGCUGGCGCAUGUGCCGAGUUCUUGGUGCAUGUGAUGGGCGUUAUGGCUCCACUAUUGGAGCGUGCCGCCUGGUAUGGGAGCUGGGGGGAUUCGCAUACGGCGUCAUCAGCCCGACUGCGACCAGAGCGGGGUUACGGGGCGUCGAGAGGGGAUGGGUAAGCUUCAGGGGCGGCGGCCCUCGCGCGCGCACUGUUGCCGCGCUCUUGGCGCCAUGUGGACCUUGUCAGGAACUGAGCGUGAACUUGAGUGGUGCGCUGAGCGCCGAAGACAAAAGCCAGGGCUGUGUUGUGGGCAGUGCGCAUGAGCAUCCCCUCCAGUCGCCGAUCGCUCACCGCGUCGCCAGCAUGACUUCUGUCAGUAAGAAAGUGGGUGUGGCUGCGGCGCCGCAGACCGUGCAGUAAGUUAUUCAUAUAUGUGCCGCUGUAUGGCGUGUAGAGACUAUGUAGCUCGAGCUGUGUAACGUUGCGGGGGCGAAGGGUUACUAUGAUGCAUCAUUCUGCGUGGGCGCGUGCCAUUUGGGACGGCGCAGCAAGGGUGCAUGCGCUGCGUCACGCAACAAAGCGCACAUCACGUGUCCUCUGGCAUGGAAGGCCAGCCCUCCGGGAAAUCCGGGGCAUGCAUUGCGGCGCACCGUACGUCCAACACACUACGGUCGCGCAUGGGUGAGCCACCGGGGGCGCUGCGGGAGCCGCCGCGGUGGCACCUGACUGUGAGGCAUGCGCGCUUAGCUGUCGUGAGUGGUGCCCUGAUGAUCAUUAUGGAUGAACGUGUGUAAUGGGUGAGCGGUGCACGCCCGCCUUUCGUAGCAGUAGUUCACGUGGGUACCGUACGCUGGGUGUCGAGGUACGCGGCCCCGCUGUUUCUGCAUUACCGUAGAGAUUGUAGGAAGCAGCGCGUUGCAUUGAUGAUGAUUCCUGAUGACGAAUGCGCCGGUCGGCUUUGUCGGCGGCAGGAGGACACUUUGGUUUGUGAGUGAUUGCGGCGAGCUGCCCACGGGUCCAUACCUGGGCCGAUGCAUUAGGGCGUCUCCUCCGUGUUGCAGCCUGUUGGCUCGACAAAAUGGAGAGCCGUGUUAGAGGAUGGGCAUAAGAUGCGAUCCAUUUACGUGCCGUGCAUCAUGUCGGUUGUGGUAGGACUGCAUGGUGCUGGUCGGGGGGGGGGGGGGCUUGUGCCCCCACGGCUAUGGAGGCCGUGGCAUACGUGUGGACAUACGCGGUGGCAGCCUGCUGCACAGCCCACCUACGGCUGAGUGAAAGCCUAGCGUGAACCGUAUGACCGCAUGAGUGCACGUACGCGUUCGUCGAUUACAGUGGACAAUUACAGUUUACGCGCUGCUGUGUGACGAGUGCGCGCCGUGUCAGGCGGGAGUCGCAAUGAGCAGUGCGCUCGAUGUGUUUGCGGCGCUCAUGUCUGUGUUAUGGAUUCGAAUUGAUAUGCUGAACUGGGACGCCGCAGCGCCGAGCUUGCUGCAGUCAAGUGGCUUUCGGCCGUCAGUGGAAGUGGAGGCAACACCACAGCCACGUAGUAAGUUGCGAGAUAAGAAUAUACUACGGUGUACGGUGUGUGUAAGGGGCACUGCUUACUUUGUGACAAAUGACUCUGAGCUGCAAGGGGAACCGCAUGCUGCCGUCGGCGCCAUGCGAGGGGUUCACAUGCGGCUCGUGUGACGGACCACGGGCAGGAGGGUGGCAACAAUUACCCGGGCGGUGCAGACAAAAACUGUAGAACGGUACAAUACA
Molecule: messenger RNA, 3194 nt
Organism: Chlamydomonas reinhardtii
Lineage: Eukaryota; Viridiplantae; Chlorophyta; Chlorophyceae; Chlamydomonadales; Chlamydomonadaceae
Exons: 1
Coding region: 132-1247 (371 amino acids)
Source: RefSeq, a predicted model, not a curated record